This is a messenger RNA of Aspergillus aculeatinus CBS 121060, 1920 nucleotides long. RefSeq lists its product as uncharacterized. Bases 1 to 1920 code for a protein of 639 amino acids. The transcript has 7 exons. The record is from RefSeq and is a predicted model, not a curated record. Lineage: Eukaryota; Fungi; Ascomycota; Eurotiomycetes; Eurotiales; Aspergillaceae.
AUGAGGGUAUACCUCUGGUUGGUCUACAGACAUCUCCCAGAGCACAGUGCUGGUCGACCCCGAUCUUCUCCUGGCAAUUCCGUCACCCCUGUGACUAUGGUCAUCUUGGAGAAAUCCCAAUUAGAACUUCUCUGCGCCGCGGACCUGCCCGCUCGACCUUGUAUCAAACAUCUCCCCUCCUCACAAGCAUCGGACAGCCACACAACCAUGUCGAACCUGUCUCUUUCCGACUCAGAACUCUCGUCGCUCUCCUCGGCACCCCCGUCGGAUGAAGAGACGGGGUCUAUGGCCGUGGAUGAGCCCGUGGGAAUUACCAAGUACUUCAAGAAGGAAUCCGAAUCUCCGCCGCCGAAACGGGAGCCCUCACCACCCCAUGAAUAUGUGCUAGCAGACAACUCCGAUAUUGCAUUCAUUGUGAUGUUCCGCGCGCGUUUCCAUGAUGUAUUCCCGCGAUCGACACCACACUUUGGCCCACAGGAUAUUGAGAGAGGUGUCGCCGAGAGCACCCCCGGCGAUCAUAUUGAACGGCUGCUUUGUGCAUUGCUAGGAUUGGUGUUAAAUAGGAAGAAGGAUGUGGAUCGGAACCACUACACGCGUCCCUUGGAGGAGGCGAUCCAAACGCAUGCCCCCCAAUGGCCUAGGGCUUGGCAAGGCAAGAACCCUCUGCACGGGGGUAACAACUUCACAACCAUGAAGCCGGAAGAACGCUUGCUCCUACUCAAAACCUUGAUCCUCUGGUCCCUUUCCUCCUCCGACGCCGUCCAAGCCAAGAUCAAAGAGUCCUACAAGCAAGCACGCCACGAGGACGACCUCAACCAACCGCUCUCCGUCCAGCCGUGGGGUCGCGACGGCCUCAAGCGUCGAUACUGGCUCAUUGAAGGCCUGGAUGAUACCCACUUCAGACUAUACCGCGAGAGCAACCCGGCGUUAAAAACCAACACCUGGUGGAGCGUGGCGGGGAGCAUCCCGGAGCUGAAGGUCAUCGCGGACAAGCUCGACGAGGAGAAGAAUAUCCACUCCAAGAAGCUGAGCGAGAAGAUCCGAAACUCAAUCCCUCGGUUCGAAGGAUCAGAGGAGAAACGCAAACGCCGCGACUACCGGAUUGCUCGGAAAGCACAAUUCGCUCGCCCCGAGCCUGGCUUCUCCCUCUACGAAGGCCGCACUCGCGGCAAGAAGUUGAAAUACACCUACUCCGACGAUGAAGACAUCUUCUCCGACGGCCUCCCCUCGACGCGACGCUCAACACGAAAUACCUCCGGGGUGUCUACUCCCGUAGAGCCAGCGGGUCCCAGAUACACAGCCAGUGGCCGACAAAUACGAUCUCGCGCGGGCGGACUGUACGGCGAGUCCUUGCUCGCCGGGCAACAGGACGAUGCCCAGACCGGCGACGAGGGCAGACCCACGCGAUCGAGGGCGAACCGGGCCAAUGGGUAUACCGAUCACGAUCUGGAUGAGGAGAUGGAGGAAGGCUCCGCUGGGGCGCAGUCAAGCGGUAAUGAAUGGCAGGGCGGCGAGGAGGAAGAGGACAAUGACUUUGAAGGGGAUGACGAAGAGGAGGCGAGCGGCGAUGAAGAAAUUGCGAACGGCGAGCCACCCAGCCUGGUGGUGCAGCUCCGAUACAACAAGGACAAAGGCAAGGAGACGAGCAGCUCGGCAGAUCCUGCUGAAACUGAACGACCAUCGGAGGAACAUUCCGAGACCAAGCACGAAGCCUUGAGUCAAUCUUCCGGCAAUCCACCGCAUGCCCAUUCCCCGUCCCAAGGGACCGAACCAUCUGGCACGAAGCCGAUCACCGCAACCAGUGCGGCUGUUCCUCUGGAGCCGAACAGCACUGGUCCCCAUACCAAUACCCUUGCGCCUGGGGCUUCACUAACCAGACCAAACAGUACGACCGGGGAAACGAGAACACCACGGGCAUAA